Notothenia coriiceps (black rockcod) is the source of this 2963-nucleotide messenger RNA. RefSeq names its product cyclin-dependent kinase 12-like. The record is from RefSeq and is a predicted model, not a curated record. The transcript has 4 exons. Lineage: Eukaryota; Metazoa; Chordata; Actinopteri; Perciformes; Nototheniidae. The coding region runs from base 296 to 2125 and encodes 609 amino acids.
AAGAAGAAGAAGAAGAAGAAGAAGAAGAAGAAGAAGACAGGUUUUUCACACUCCAUCCAGGAGGGGCGGUAUUUCAACUCCCUUGUUACUGACUGAAGCCAAAUAUCUCGGUGAAACACAGGGCCAGUGAAAACUUGGUUAAUGUUAGCUAGUUGCUUGACAGUUUGUUGUUGUCAGCACUUUAACACAUUUCCCAAAUUAUUUUCAAGGUUUUCCUAUUAUCACCCCCUUAAAAAAGUGGAGUCGUCCAACAUUAAAGGCUUUGCCAUCCAGCUGCUGGUGUUACUGUGAGAAUAUGCAGUCCAACAGGUCUCAGUACAGUAACAGUAGGCAGUACAGUGACAGAAGUUCCAGGAAUUGGGACGACUAUGAGGAUAAAUGGGAAGAGAGGGGUGAACCACAAAGAGAUAAGCUCAAGGAUUCUUAUCAGAAAUAUGGUGGACAUGGUAGCAAAGAGAGGACAAGCAGAAGCACAGAGUUCAGUGAUUCUCCUAAGAUGAUAUACAGCAAAGACUGGAGCGGAAAGAGCUCAGCCAGGAGAGGGAUGUCCUCACCUGAGCAGGGUGCUCCAAAAAAAAGGCGACAGUUUACAGAGGAUGACAAAGAUUACAGAUACAGACGUGAGCCUGAAGACACAACACCCAACAGUUUUUCACGUGCACAUGUAAACAAAGAUUUGAAAUGUACACCGUCACUGGAAGAGGAUUUCAAAUGCAGGAAAACACCUCAAGACUCCAAACAACGCUAUCGGCACGAGGAAUCCAGCUAUAGGAAACAACAUGACGACUGCAGACAAUCUUCUGGAUAUUACAAAGAUAGAGAUGAUCGUGAAAGGAGCAGAGAUGGUUCACAAGAGAGGACAUCUACGAAGAGUUACGCCGCACCAGGAGAGAGGAAUGACAGCCCUUCCACACACCAUGAGGAUUAUCGUCAAACAAGGUUUCCAGUGAAUGGGUCAAGUGGACAGUCUUUUGAGAGUGAAGUCACCACCCAUAGUGCUGCUGUUCCUGAGAAGUCAACCAUGGGCUUCCAGCGGUUCCUGGAAGUGCUCAAUAAGGGUGUGAAUGUGGACACUCUCACCCAGAUAGUGACUCGGAGCUCCCCAGAAGAGGAUGAUCGACCACAGUCUCCAACUUCUUUCACAAAAACUGAUAAUCCCUGGUCUCCCGGUUAUGCUGGGAUGCAACAGGAAAGCCACUGGAGCGAGAGAAAUGGACCCCAGAGACGGACUUCUCCACUGCCUCCUCACCAGUCCUUCAGCCCAAAGAGGUGCCCUCUGUCUGAUGAAGAGUCUCUGCAGAGGGGGGAAUGCUCCAACAGUAGAUCCAGGUCUCCCCCUGUGGUGGAAAAGAUCACACUGACACCUGAAGAGGAGCACAAGCACAGGCAAAUGCAGGAUGUUUUGCUGGCCAUCGGCAUGGAUUUAGGAUCUGAUGAACUGGGCCAGAUGUCACAUCGGAUCCAGGAGCGCCUGUAUGGAAAGAAGGACACUGACGGGAGACCCCUUCGCAGAGCAAGCAGGGAAAGGGAAACAAAGCGAGCGGUUUCACCAAGACAGCAGCAAGGCAGAUCCUCAUCAUCAAGCAGGUCUAGUUUUAGCCCAUCACUUAGGGAAUAUUACAACCAAAAAGACUUGUAUAGUGCUCAGAGGGAUAAAACGGAGGUAGACCAAGUACAGGCGCAAGAAGCUGUUGUUUAUGCACAAAAUAGCGACAGUAGCGCUUUACAGCAGAGUGAGAAAUGUCAAACGUACUCUCAGGACAGCAACGCUGCAUGUCAACCGAUUCCUCAAAAUCCUGCAUACAAUUAUCCACCCCCGACGCCUGUUAUGCCGAUGUACCCCCCAGUUAACAGUUCCCCGCUUCCGUACCCGGCUCUUCCUCCCAACAUGCCCCACUUCAGACCUGGACUAUUCAUGCCUCGCCCGCCUCCCUUCUUCCCUUACCCCAGUGUCCCACCUAUGAACAUCUUUCCAGGAGUACUCCCUCAAAUGAGGCACCUACUCCCACAGAAUAUGGGUAAUCCGUCCUAUUUUAACACAUUUCAGCCUCUGAACAUAGCACAGAGAAAAACAAUCACAAGGACCCGAUGUCUGCAGGUCAUUGAUACCAAACAACUUGGAUAAAGCAACUUGUGGAAAUCCGACUGACUGAUUAUAUAUUCUAAUAUAAAUCUUUUUGACUCUGGAAAACAGCAAAAGAUCUUGAUAAAAUAAAUCAGUUGGACUGUCAUGGACUUCUGUUUUUGACCACAAAAGACAUUUGAGAAUAUCCUCAGAGAAAAUUAACAUAAAAAAGCAACACAGUCAAUGACAUUAACACACCACAAGUUAACUGAAAAUACUUUUUUGAACUUUGUCCAUCUUUGUCUGUUCUUAUACCCUUAGUACAAUGUCAUGCUGAAGAAAAAUACUGUGUGAAAUAGAUUUUUGAAAAUGCUGCAUUCUUGAUUUAUGAAUACAUUUUAGUUUUAAUACCAAGAUUUAUUACAUUGUAAUUUUUGUUAAUUCUUGUCCUAUUGAAAUGGCACCGUAAAACGGUGUUUAGUCUUCAGAGGGAUUUGGCCGAGUCACGACUACAUAACAUGCUCUACUCUUAAGCUUCAAUGUUGUUGAAGAUGAGAUGUUUCCUUUAUGUGUUCAUAUGCAGAAAAUGAUCCUGUACAUAUUUGUAUAGCAAAACAUUAAACACGGUGAUUAUAAGUAAAUGGCUACGAGAUGUUUAAUUGCACUAUAUUGUGAAGAAGAAGCAGGUUAAUCACAAAUCGCUUCUAUUAUCUGCGUAUACAGUAUAGUUUGUAUGGAUACCAUGCUUGGAAAUGUGUGGAUUUGUUCACUUCAUCUAACAUCUGUUCAGCUGGAACUCUGUGGAAGAUCACAUUAGGACUAUUGAUUCUGUGAAAUAUGUAUUUUUAUUGAAAAUUGUAUUGUGUUAAUUAUUGACUCCAUAAAAAGAUUGAUGCUA